AUGCAAUGUGUAAGCAUAAGAGACUCAAAUUGUCAUUGCACAGAAGCAAUUGGAAAUAAUAUGUCAGUUUCACAAGUUCCUCCAUCGGAGGAUUGGGUCACUGACGUUGAUUCGGAGAUCCAAAAUGGUAGUAUUCAGAUACCAAUUUGGAGCAAGCGGUCGAUUUACAAGGUACCGGAAGGCUUUGGCGAUCCUAACCGAAAAGAGGCCUACAAGCCUAAGUUGGUGUCCUUUGGGCCCUACCAUUAUGGUGAAUUCCCACUGAAACAGGUAGAAGAGCACAAGCGUAGAGUGCUCAUUCACUUCCUUGGAAGAUCAAACAAAAGCGCUAGUGAUUGUGUGGUUGCUGUGGAGGGAGUGGUGCAACAACUAAUGGACUCCUAUGAUCAGCUGGAAGGGGAAUGGAGAGAUAGAAAGAGAUUUGUGCAGCUGAUGAUCUACGAUGGAUGUUUCAUGAUCGAGAUCUUGAGAAAUGUGGGCGUUAGCGGAAGUGGCUAUUCAGAUGAUGAUCCCAUCUUCAGCAACCAUGCAAGCCUCUGUACUCUGCCUCGCAUAAAAAGAGACAUGCUAAUGAUUGAAAACCAGCUUCCACUUCCGCUGCUUAAGACGUUACUAGCUUUUGAAAGCGGAUCUCCCCAGGAUGACGAAUACAUAAACCAGCUCGUAAUGAAAUUUUUUGACAUCCCCCUGUCAACCUGUAUGAUAGGCCAGAUAGGCCAGCGCCGCCAUGUGUUGGACGUGGUUAGGCAGAGUAUGCUUCAAGAUACAUCGGUGCGGCCGAGCAUAUGUUCACGAAUAUUUACUGGAACCAUGGAUCUAGUCAGAUUGAUGGGGCAGCGCACGUGUCCACAAAUAUUUAACCGAUGCAGCUGGCAAGGAGACGCAUCGACGGGGCAGAGCAUGUGCCAACCACUAUUUGAGCUAUGCAAAAGGCGGCCUCAAAACAAGCAUGAGGUGAUCUGGCCGGCGACACAGCUUCACGAGGCUGGAAUCAGGUUCAAGAAGAUUAAAACCCAAAGCCUCAAAAGCAUCAAGUUCGAUAAGGGCUUCCUCUUUUUACCCGGCACCCUUAGCCUCCCUGUGAUUGAAGUUGAUGAUGCCACUGAGUCCAAAUUUCUUAAUCUAAUGGCAUUUGAGCAACUUCAUGCCGGUACCAGCAGUGAAGUGAGUUCAUAUGUAUCCUUCAUGGACAAUAUUAUCGAUACAGAGAAAGAUGUAAUCCUCCUCAAUAAAAAAAGGAUUAUCAAGAAUUUUGUAGGGACUGAUCAGGCUGUAGCAGACCUCUUCAACGGAAUCGCUUACGAUGUGCCCAUCGAUCCAAAUAGUAGCCUGGGAGAAGUGCAUAAGAAUGUGACUGAUUACUGCAACGGCUGUUGUCGCCAGUCGCUUGCCAACCUCUGGCACACCCACUUCGGUAGCCCAUGGUCUUGCAUUUCCCUCUUUGCUGCAAUUUUCCUCUUAUGCCUCACUGUCACCCAGGCCGUGUACCAAAUCCUUGAUUUCUAUAGGAAGCGCUAA
Messenger RNA from Magnolia sinica, 1518 nucleotides. RefSeq names its product UPF0481 protein At3g47200-like. The record is from RefSeq and is a predicted model, not a curated record. The transcript is spliced from 2 exons. Bases 1 to 1518 code for a protein of 505 amino acids. NCBI's taxonomy places the organism in Eukaryota, Viridiplantae, Streptophyta, Magnoliopsida, Magnoliales, Magnoliaceae.